This is a messenger RNA of Monomorium pharaonis (pharaoh ant), 4329 nucleotides long. RefSeq names its product puromycin-sensitive aminopeptidase (gene Psa). The record is from RefSeq and is a predicted model, not a curated record. Gene Ontology annotation, biological process: proteolysis; peptide catabolic process. The coding region runs from base 25 to 2841 and encodes 938 amino acids. Gene Ontology annotation, cellular component: cytoplasm. NCBI's taxonomy places the organism in Eukaryota, Metazoa, Arthropoda, Insecta, Hymenoptera, Formicidae. The transcript has 4 exons. Gene Ontology annotation, molecular function: peptide binding; metalloaminopeptidase activity; zinc ion binding.
UAUGCUCCUCCUCACUCUCGCCUCAUGUUCUCGCGCGUCGUCGCAUGCGUAAGUGUGCGCUGUUGCCUUGUGAGUCAGCAAAACGGGAAGGGAGUCUACGAUAAUCUGUUGUCGUCGCGGCUGUUACGAGCGUGUGAGCGUACCGUCGGGAUCGGUGGAAGCCAGCGCGCGCGUUGUUAUUCCUGUACAAGAGUGAGUGAAGUUGCCAGCGAGCCGUCGUCACCGAGCGUAGCGAUGUCGUCGGGCGACGAGAAGCCGUUUCGCCGUCUGCCGACGUGCGUGCGUCCCUAUCACUACGAUAUCUCGCUGACGCCGAAUCUCACCGCCUUCACCUUCGAUGGCACGGAGAGCGUACACCUCAACGUGGAAAGUCCGACAGACACCAUUGUGUUGAACUCCUUGGAAAUUAAUAUAAAAAGCGCGACUUUUAACGGAAAUGACGGUAAGAGGAUUGCUGCCAAGAAUAUCGAGCUGUCGGCAUCUGAGGAAACGGCCACGUUGGCGUUUUCCGAGGCUCUGCCACUUGGUAAAAGUGGAUAUCUGAAUAUAGAAUUCGUGGGCGAGAUCAAUGACAAGAUGAAGGGCUUUUAUAGGAGCAAAUAUAGCGGAGAGGACGGUACCGUUGAAUACGCGGCGGUUACCCAGUUUGAGCCGACAGAUGCCAGACGUUGCUUCCCAUGCUGGGAUGAACCAGCACUCAAAGCCACAUUUGACAUUACGCUAAAAAUUCCGAUUGGUCUUACGGCACUUUCCAAUAUGCCUGUGAAAGAAAAAGUUACGAAUGGCAACCACGAGACGUUAACUUUUGAAAGAACGCCUAUCAUGUCGACGUACUUAGUGGCGGUAGUAGUAGGCGAUUUCGAUUACGUCGAGGACAUGUCUAGUGACGGUGUGAGAGUUCGGGUUUACGUACCGAAAUCCAAGAAGGAGCAGGGCCAGUUUGCUUUGGAAGUGGCCACCAAGAUAUUGCCUUACUACAAGACUUACUUUGGCAUCGCGUAUCCCUUGCCGAAGAUCGAUCUCAUAGCGAUCGCCGACUUUUCGUCCGGCGCCAUGGAGAACUGGGGCCUCGUCACGUAUCGCGAGACUUGUUUGCUCGUGGAUCCACAGAACACGUCGACAGUGCGCAAGCAGUGGAUCGCGUUGAUAGUAGCACACGAGCUAGCGCACCAAUGGUUCGGCAAUCUCGUGACAAUGGAAUGGUGGACGCAUCUCUGGCUGAACGAGGGCUACGCGUCGUUCGUGGAGUUCCUUUGCGUCGCGCAUCUCUUCCCGGAAUAUGAUAUGUGGACGCAAUUUGUGACAGACACGUACAUCCGCGCGUUGGAGCUAGACGCGCUGAAGCACAGUCAUCCAAUUGAGGUACCAGUCGGUCAUCCAUCGGAGAUCGACGAGAUCUUCGACGACAUAUCGUAUCACAAAGGAGCUUCUGUUAUUCGUAUGUUGCAUGCGUACAUAGGCGAUGACGAUUUUCGAAAGGGUAUGAAUCUGUAUUUGAAAAGACACAGCUACGCCAACGCGGAGACCGAGGAUCUCUGGGCCGCAUUAGAAGAGGCCAGUAACAAAGCUGUGCGCAAGGUGAUGUCGUCGUGGACCAAGAGACAAGGUUUUCCCGUGGUCAAGGUCGACUAUCGUCAGAAGGGCGACAACAAGAUCCUAUCGUUGUCCCAGGAGAGAUUCCUGGCCGACGGAUCGGUAGAUAACAGCGCGGAUAACGCGUGGCUCAUACCGAUAAGUGUAAGCUCCUCGCAGGAUCCGACCAAAACAGUGUUCGACGGCAUAUUAGACACAAAGAGCAAGGAAUUUGUGAUCGAAAAUGUUCCCGAAGGUACAUGGCUGAAGCUCAAUCCCGGGACAAUCGGCUUUUAUCGUACUUGUUACAGUCAGUCCACUCUGUCGCUUCUGUUGCCCGCGAUUAAGGAUCACACGUUACCUCCUCUCGACAGAUUAGGCUUACUGGACGAUCUCUUCGCGAUGGUGCAGGCGGGUUACGCGUCCACGGUGGAAGUGCUCGAGUUGAUGCAGGCGUUUCUACAUGAGGACAAUUACACCGUUUGGUCUAACAUAGUGAAUAUCCUAAGUAAAAUCGGCACUCUCAUUUCACACUUGGACUUUGAGGAUUCUCUCAAAACGUUCGGACGUAAUCUGUUCCGCGAGGUUAACGCUAGACUAGGCUGGGACCCUAAGCCAAACGAGAGUCACUUAGACACGUUACUCAGGUCUCUCGUGCUGAGCCGCAUGGCGGUUCUAAACGAUCAAGACACUAUCGAGGAAGCGAAGAGGAGAUUUGAGUUGCACGUGAACGGCACGACAACGCUCGCCGCCGAUUUGCGCAGUCCGGUUUAUCGAGCUGUGCUAUCCGUGGGUGAUGCCAACACUUACGAGACCAUGAUAAAAUUAUACAGAGAAUCCGAUCUUCAGGAAGAGAAGGAGCGGAUUUUGCGGUCGCUCGGCGCGAUCAAAGAUGAGACUCUACUGAGAAAGGUCCUGGAUUUCGCUAUGAGCGAAGAAGUUCGCGCUCAGGACACAGUGUUCGCCAUCAUGUCCGUGAGUCUGUCGUACAAGGGACGUGUUAUGGCGUGGAAUUUUUUCAAGGAAAAAUGGAAGGUCCUGCUGGACCGUUACGAGGGCGGCUUCCUGCUGGCGCGGCUGGUCAAGUCCACUACCGAGAACUUUGCCACCGAAGAGCAAGCCAAAGAUGUAGAGAGUUUCUUUGAGGGCCACCCGACUCCGGGUACCGAGCGAACGGUACAGCAGAGCGUGGAGUCCAUCAGAUUGAACGCCGCGUGGCUCAGCCGAGAAAAAGACUCCAUCAGAGAAUAUCUGACCACUCGAGUCUAGUAAAGACAAUUUCUCUUAUCUUGCCUCCGUUACCUUAAUAGGACAUUGGCAUAAUUCGGAAUUCGCGUGUAAACCGAACUGGUUUUGUUACGCGUUGAACGUCUUGUACUGCUUGAUUAUUGUGAAAGGACGUUAAUUAAGUACGGAUUUGUCUCUUGUGUAUGAGAUGAUACUUAAAUAAUUCGAUACAAAUAUCACGUGUAUGCACGCUUGAAAAAAAAAAAAACGCUAAUUUGUUGACUAAAAGUUUUACUGGGUGCGAAAGACAGAAAAACAAUUGGGAGAAAAUACAAUUUUGUAUACAUCUACUAUACUAUACCUCAACGACGAGUCAUCUCGACGUAAUCCAAUAGUUUUUUACAAUGUUUCUAUCGUUUUUUACCGUCAUUGGAUUCCGUUAAAUUUCGUAUCAUUAUUUAUACUGAAAAAUUUAAAUAUCUAGAAUAAUCUUUGUUAUCUUUUUCAUUUUUACAGAGAAGUUAAACUGAAUAGUCAAAACAUAAAACUUUUUGGUAAUGAUUGCAACUGCAGAAUUUAUUUAAGGCAUUUAUAUAGAGAUAUAAUUUAGCAAAACUAAUUGAAAAAUUGAUUGCGUUUGUAUUGUUGUUUAUUCAUGUAUUAUAUGAGCCAUUUGCAAAAUGUAUGUUCUCGAUACGUAAAUGAAGCAGUAUUCGUGAAAAAAAUUACAUUUUUAACAUCUUUUUCUUUAUGAAAGAGCUACUAAUUUUGUUUGCCAAAAUAAACGCAGGUUAAACUCUAAUGGGUAAUUGAACGGGAAAUACGUUUACGUGUUUUUAUUUAUUUAACCAAUGCGAUUUAAUUAUGUUAUGGAAUGGUAAUCCAUGAUUAAAAGGGAACAAUUGUUUUAAAAUCGAAAUUGGAUAACUAUUUUAAGUAUCCAAAUGAAGCAUUUAUAAAGAAGUUUUAAACUUUGAUGCAACGGCGUCUGCAGGAUUUUCAAGAUUUUUAAAGUGUCGCAAAUAUAUUUAAAAAUUUUCCUGACGUCGCAAAGACGCUUAAAAAGUUUUAUAUGUCCCUUGGACGUUUUUUAGAUAUUUCUUGGAUUUUCGUGGUUAGGUCAUUAUGUUAUCAUUGAUAACAGAGAAUUAAGGUACUCGACUAUCAAUGACAUUUCGACGAAACUAGCUUGAUAGCUCUUUAUAAAACUUAUUAAUAUGUAACCUUAUAAUGUGUACAGAUUAUUAAUAUAGAUGGUUGUUUAUUUCAAGUAUUAAUGUUAAAUACAGCAUGCGUGCCAUAAUUACCUCAUUAAUAAAUAUAUAUCAUCUUCUUUAUAUUUGUAACAGAGAAAAGUUAGCGUUAAACUUUUCUUCUUUGUAUCUAGAAUUUUUUUUAUAUUUUCUAUCUAUAGCGAUUAUUUGAUAUUAAUUUUGCAAUUAAUAGGAGGUUUAUCAAAGUUCUAAAACUGUGUUUAAAAACGUGUCGCAAGAAGAGACGAUAUUAAAUAUUCUUCGUAAAAAAACUCGA